AUGGCCAAGCAUCACCAACUGACUCCACUCUUGACGCUGCUUCAAACCCACUCCAGCGACCCUUGUUAUGAUCUCACUUUCUCCCCCGCAUGCAUCAUGACCAACAUCAAUCAACGCAUUCUUUUUUGGCUCGACGGCGUCCUUCCUCAUUUCCCUCCUCCCGCGCAACCCAUCUCUAAGAAGCGCUCCGUCUCUGAGCCCAACCAUCCUCUCACGCCGCCUCACUCACCGGAGUCUGGCCCAGAGGACAUGUCGCCCGUCACUCCUGUCACCAAGAAGCUCAAGGUGCUCGAUGAUGUUCCCUCGCUCACCCGUCCUGUUCAAGUCGAGGAUGAUAAUGAGGAGAAUGAGCAGACACCGAGAGCUGAGCCUUCGCAGUCUGAUGAUCGCGCUUCGCAACGCACCGGCGGUACUGGCGCAUCUGGCACCUCUUCUCCUACCAAGGCUUUGCGGUCUCUCAAGUAUCAAGAAGACGGGCUUGAUCACAUGAAACUCGACGUGUCGGACGACAAGCUUCCAACAUCUUUGGUGGAGCUGGCGAAUGACAUGCAAGAGAUUGGGAAUGGAGAAGGUGUUGUUUCCGAGUAUCUCAAUGAUGAGAUCAAGGACCUCUGCAAAAUGACAACCGCCUAUGGUAGUUUCAAGCCUUACAGAUUUGACGAGAAGGAAAAGCGAUUCCCGAAGACUUCGCAUCGGCGACUCAAGCUUGGUGACGUCCUCCAGGUUGUCAGUGAUGCUCGAGACUGCGACGAAUAUCAAGCGGAUGAGACUUAUUGGAACAACCAUGUUCACACCUCUCUGCUCAACGUCAUCUUCCGUGGAACCAACCCAUGUCCAACGCUGCUCGAUGGGUUCAAAUCUUGCACCUGUGCCUCCAUCCUCGCCGAGUACAAGAUCAACGCCUCUACUGGAAAAAAGGUCGACUACGCCUGCUACAUCAACCCUGAGAAGGACAAGCACCUCCCCGACGCCACUAAGCUCAUCGACAAGAUUUGCGCCAGUGCCAUAGACAACAGCGUCAACCAUACCAGCUUCCAACGCCUCCUCGACCGACCUAUCUCAUUCAGCAUCGAAACGAAGCGAGGCGCGCAGACCGCGCAAAAGGCGGAACUUCAAAUGGGUACCCUUUUGACGGCGCAUGGCUCUUUUGGAUCGACUGCGAGCUUGCUCUCGACGUUCCAGGUCAUCGCUGGCGUCCAGCGACUGAGAACCUGGGCGCUUGAGGUCUUUUGGCCUUGGUACAAGAAGUAUGUGCUUGGUCCAAAGCCAUCACCGACCACCUCGGCGGAUGUCGCAUGA
Fusarium redolens is the source of this 1299-nucleotide messenger RNA. RefSeq lists its product as uncharacterized. Bases 1 to 1299 code for a protein of 432 amino acids. NCBI's taxonomy places the organism in Eukaryota, Fungi, Ascomycota, Sordariomycetes, Hypocreales, Nectriaceae. The transcript has 4 exons. The record is from RefSeq and is a predicted model, not a curated record.